Gopherus evgoodei (Goodes thornscrub tortoise) is the source of this 2682-nucleotide messenger RNA. RefSeq names its product haloacid dehalogenase like hydrolase domain containing 2 (gene HDHD2). The record is from RefSeq and is a predicted model, not a curated record. The transcript has 7 exons. NCBI's taxonomy places the organism in Eukaryota, Metazoa, Chordata, Testudines, Testudinidae. The coding region runs from base 75 to 854 and encodes 259 amino acids. Gene Ontology annotation, biological process: dephosphorylation. Gene Ontology annotation, molecular function: phosphatase activity.
GACAGGUAGGUCCGGGGCACAGUACGGUUCACUCUCCCCUCCCUCUCCGGGGCAGGUGCUCGGCUAGAGUCAGGAUGGCAGCUCGGCGCGUGCUGAAAGCAGUCUUGGUGGAUCUCAGUGGCACACUUCACAUUGAGGACUCAGCUGUGCCGGGCUCACAGGAAGCUCUUAAAAGAUUACGUAGUGCUCCAGUUGCCAUUAGAUUUGUGACCAACACAACCAAAGAGAGCAAGAGAGACCUUCUGGAGAGGCUGAAGACACUGGAAUUUGACAUUGCAGAAGAUGAGAUCUUCACAUCUUUGACUGCGGCUAGAAACCUCCUGGAGCAAAAGCAGGUCCGGCCCCUGCUGCUGGUGGACAACAAUGCUUUGCAAGAUUUCAGAGGGAUACCUACAAAUGAUCCCAAUGCCGUGGUGGUAGGACUAGCUCCUGAGCACUUUAACUAUCAGAUGAUGAAUAAAGCAUUUCGGUUGAUCCUGGAUGGUGCCCCUCUUAUAGCUAUACACAAAGCUAGAUAUUAUAAGAGGAAAGAUGGCUUAGCUCUGGGCCCUGGACCUUUCGUAACUGGACUGGAAUAUGCUACAGACACCAAAGCAACAGUGGUGGGGAAACCAGAGACAACCUUCUUUCUAGAAGCCUUAUCGGGGACUGGCUGCAAGCCAGAGGAGACGGUUAUGAUUGGCGAUGAUUGCAGGGAUGAUGUUGGCGGAGCCCAGAAUGCUGGCAUGCUAGGUAUUUUAGUAAAGACUGGUAAAUAUCGAGCAGCAGAUGAAGACAAAAUUAAUCCCGCUCCUUACCUAAUCUGUGAGAGUUUCCCACAAGCAGUAGACCAUAUCCUACAGCAUCUGCUAUGAGAGAAGUGUUUAGUUGGGAGAAACUUGACUCUGUUUUGACAUUGUUGCCUCCCUUCCACCUCACAAACUAAAACUCAGAGCACAGUAUGCAUCACACCUGCAAUCAGGCAAUGAACAUGUCUCACUGCAGAGCACUGAAAGGAAAUGAUACUGAUGUGCAACCAGUGGCAAAUCCUUGGUAAACUCUUACUUCCCUGAAGAUGGAACACAGAGAGUGAAAAAGUAGGGCUCCCAGUGUUCGUCAGGUCAGAUGGCAGGUGGAGGGAAACCAACCAGCAGACGAAACAAUUUGCUUUCUCGUAUCGUGUAGGGAAAGGAGGGAAAUUCACAUAGAGUCUCUUCGACUGUUUAGGAAGUAACUGUUUAAAAAGCCCACUUGAAAUGUGCCAAGUUAGUUAAACUAUAAAACCUAUGAGAAAUGUGCCAAGAUAAUAAACAUCAACAAAGCAUAAUAGCCAUUUUUAGCCUAAACGAUGAUAGCUUGGUUGGUUCUUAUAUGUUUGUUUUAGUUAACAUGUGUUUCCUCUCUCUGCUGUUAUCUGACUAAUUUAAAUGUAGAGAUGGCACACAUUAAGAGUAUCUUACAAUUUACAAUAUCACCAUUACUGAUACCAAUCACUGCUGAUUUCUCAUCCUCUAUUCAAAUAGGUAGCAAUUGUUUUUUCAAGUUUUAUGUAAAAUUCAAACAACCAGUAUUUUACAGAUGUUUUAAUUAGAUGCUGUUAUAAACAGGAAUGGUGCAGAAACAAAAAUCUGGUCCUUAACGGCUUUAUAGGACAUGAAUUUUUGAAGUUAGACUUCAGCAGGGUCCUAUUAACUAUACAAUUGCAAGAUUUCAAUUUUUUUUUUCCUUUCUAAUGCUAUGAGAAAAAUCCUUCAAAAUCCAUGGGACCGAUUCAAGCUUUUAAACACUUGGUUAAUACAGCUGUAAAAUGAAAUCUCAUUCUGCAGCAUGUAUUGUUCUUCCUGCAUGUGUUAAAUCCACCAAAAUGAACUAACUUUGUAAUGAUGGUAAAUGGCUUUCGUGGUCCGUCUGCAAGCUGUACUAAUCAAAGUCCUUUCCAGUUGUUUUACAGUGCUCCUGAGUGUUACGUUAUUAGACUGUAAUUGUACAUCAUUGUAGUACUCACCUUAUUGAAAAUAUAGUUUUGUGUUAAUAAACCACACUGUUUCUUGUUAAGAAAAAAUGUAAUGAAUACGUAGCAGGCGCUAUCUAAAGGAAAGCAAGUUUAUCUAUAAUCUCUCUAGGUGGUUACAUUUCACAUGGAGCAAAUUUCUGCAAAUGACGGAAAGGGAAGCAUGAAUGUAUGUGUGAACUGUGCUAGCUGAGUAUUGGGCAUGCAAGAAAUAACGGAAGCUCUUUGGCUCUGAGGCUGUCUGUUUGCUCUGUGUUUGGCAAGGCCCAGCACAAUGGGAUCCUGGCUCAUGAGUGGGCUCCUAGGUGCUACUGCUAUACAAAAAAGCAACAAUAAGUGAAUGUCCCAUGCUUAAAAAAAAAAACAACAGUGCACAAUCUUCCUCCAUCCCUCCCCAGCAGGACUUGAAAUUACUUUUGCAAACGUGGUUGACUUUAGUGACUCCAACCUAACCUCCCACAUCCUCUUCCCAACAUCCUGUGAAAGUCAAAGGCUAUGUAAGAUAAUGGAGCCCUUCCUUGGACCUCCUAAAGGAUCUGUCUCCCUUACUCAACUAACUAAUACACACAGUGCUGAGUAAAUUCAUUCAGCCAACCAAUCCCUGUAUAGCAUCUGUGACAAAUAUAAGCUGUGAUAGACCCAGGCCAGUUGGGAAGAGCCGAGUAGUAGAAGGGAGAUAUACUAGCCACUGG